UAAGAGGAUUCCUUUUGCCUCCUCCGACCCUUUCGCUUCCGUUCCUGUUCCCACAAUGCUGUGCGGCUGAGCGCCUCCGAGCCCGCUGGGACGCUGCGGGGGGACCCCGGCUGAGGCUGCGGCGGGGACGUGGGCUGCGGCAGGCCCGCGGCGUCGCGCGGUGCGGAUGUCGGGCUGGGCGGACGAGCGCGGCGGCGAGGGCGACGGACGCAUCUACGUGGGGAACCUUCCGACCGACGUGCGCGAGAAAGACUUGGAGGAUCUCUUCUACAAGUACGGCCGCAUCCGCGACAUCGAGCUAAAGAACCGGCACGGCCUCGUGCCCUUCGCCUUCGUGCGCUUCGAGGACCCGCGAGAUGCUGAGGAUGCAAUUUAUGGAAGGAAUGGUUAUGAUUAUGGCCAGUGCCGGCUUCGUGUGGAGUUCCCCAGGACUUACGGAGGUCGGGGUGGGUGGCCCCGUGGUGGGAGGAAUGGGCCUCCUACAAGAAGAUCUGAUUUCCGAGUUCUUGUUUCAGGACUUCCUCCAUCAGGCAGCUGGCAGGACCUGAAAGAUCAUAUGCGAGAAGCUGGGGAUGUCUGUUACGCAGAUGUGCAGAAAGAUGGAAUGGGGAUGGUUGAAUAUCUCAGAAAAGAAGACAUGGAAUAUGCCCUGCGUAAACUGGAUGACACCAAAUUCCGCUCUCAUGAGGGUGAAACUUCCUACAUACGCGUUUAUCCAGAGAGAAGCACCAGCUAUGGCUACUCACGGUCUCGGUCUGGGUCAAGGGGCCGUGACUCUCCAUACCAAAGCAGGGGUUCCCCACACUACUUCUCUCCUUUCAGACCCUACUGAGACAGGUGAUGGGAAUUUUUUCUUUAUUUUUUAGGUGAACUGAGCUGCUUUGUGCUCAGAAUCUACAUUCCAGAUUGAUGAUUUAGUGUCUUAGGACAUUUUUUUAAUUUUUUUUUUUUUAAGGAAAUAAAACUACAUAAUUUCUACCAGGGCCAUAUUAGCAGUGAAACAUUUUUAACUGCGGAAAUUAUGGUUUUGGUUCAGAAACAAGUUGUAUAUUUUUCACCCCUGAUGAUGGGAAAAAAAACAGUGCUGUAUCUUUGUGGGUUGCUCUUCUACGGAGAUCAGCUGUUACUGUGACUUAAGUCGGCCCAUUCUGUUUAGAAAUAUAUUUUAAACGUUUAGUAAUUGA
Molecule: messenger RNA, 1184 nt
Organism: Aethalodelphis obliquidens (Pacific white-sided dolphin)
Lineage: Eukaryota; Metazoa; Chordata; Mammalia; Artiodactyla; Delphinidae
Gene: SRSF9
Product: serine and arginine rich splicing factor 9
Exons: 4
Coding region: 167-832 (221 amino acids)
Cellular component (GO): cytoplasm; nucleus
Molecular function (GO): mRNA binding
Source: RefSeq, a predicted model, not a curated record